Molecule: messenger RNA, 378 nt
Organism: Trametes versicolor FP-101664 SS1
Lineage: Eukaryota; Fungi; Basidiomycota; Agaricomycetes; Polyporales; Polyporaceae
Exons: 2
Source: RefSeq, a predicted model, not a curated record
AUGUCCUCCGUGAAGCUCGGAGAAGACUACGUGUGCGUACCGAAGCUUGAGGUCAGCGGCGCGAACUGGGUCCUGUAUAAGGAAUGGUUAGCAUGGGCCGCCGAUGCGAAGGGCGUCUUGGGCCAUCUCGACGGCACGUCGAAGGAGCCUGUUGAGCCGGCCGCUUCGGCUGCGAGUCAGGCCGACUCCUUACAGAAGACGUACCUGGACGAGCUCGCCGUAUGGCGCAAGGGCGAGGCAGUGGUGAAGCAGCUCAUCGCGAGCACCAUACCGGACUCCCUGUUCAUGAAGAUCCGCGCGAAGCCGAAUGCGCGCGAGAUCUGGGACGCGCUUGCCCGCGAGUUCGAGAAGAAGUCGCGCAUGGUCUCGGUCGACCUG